Python bivittatus (Burmese python) is the source of this 2194-nucleotide messenger RNA. Lineage: Eukaryota; Metazoa; Chordata; Lepidosauria; Squamata; Pythonidae. The record is from RefSeq and is a predicted model, not a curated record.
AUGGACCCAGAUGCUGGGAACCAGAAGGGCAGCAGAGAGGAACUUUUCCAAGACAUGGACCCCAAGGCCCUUGCUGCUGUCCUCCUGCAAGCACUUCAGAUCACACCCCAGAACUCCAAGGAGUUACCCCUAAGCCCCAAACCCAGUGCCAAUGAGGAACGAGUCCAGAGUGAGACCAAAGGCUCUGACGUGCAGCCAGGGAGACAGCAGGGCUGGCAGCCCAGAGACCAGCCUCAAGAGGAGGAGGCAAAGGAAGCUGCUGAAAGCAUCUCUGACGGGCGGGAGAUGGAGAGCCUGAAGUCCAUGCUAAAGGAGCUGCAGCACUACAGCCCCACCAGUAAGAGAGAGGAACCUUCUCACAGCCGCCCAACAUCCCCCUCUGAGCCUUCCCAAGGCACCCACCCUGAUGACAUGCUCAAGGAACUGGAAGAGUACCAGCAACUCAAGAGCAACAUUAAGCGCAAGGCACCACUCCAUGAGUCCUGGGCUGGAGCCCGGAAGCUGAGACAGCAGCAGCACCUUGAACAUCAACUCUUGCAGCGUCGCUAUGAGGAGCUGGCUGAGAGCCGGAGGCAGGCUGAGGAGGCCCGCCGGGCUGCGGCUGAGGAAGAACGCCUGGCAGACAUGGCCUCUGAUCUGCUCCUUCAGUACUUGCUGAAGGAUGGAGAAGAAGAUGAAGAGGGACAGCAAGGGGCCAAUGCCCAGGAGGAGUCCGAGGAAGAAGGAAGCAAAGGGACCUCCCUCCUCUUUGAAGAUGUGGAAGACAAUGUAGCUGAAGACAAGAGGUCCAAUGAGACCCCAGAGGUGGAGGAUGAUGAAGACAUAGACCCUAACACCAUUGAUCGCUUGAUCGAAUUGUCCAGCAAGCUGCACUUGCCCGCGGAUGAUGUCAUUGAUAUAAUUAAUGAUGUUGAGAAGAAGAAGAAGGAGGAGGUGCCUGAGUCCAACAGCAAGAGCAAACUGUUGGUGGCUCCAUUGCACAGCAAGCCCAAGAAGACACCUCCUUACCCCAGUGCUCACCAAGAGGCCCAUCCCAUUCCCAAGGCGUUCUACCCCACUGCCUUUCAGUCUUACCACCACCUCCCUAAGCAGGAGGAGGCUGCCUGGAACGAGGUCUUGAAAGGUAAUGAAUUCCCCGCACCCAAGCGGUACCAGGCCAAGGACAGAAGCACCAAGAUCUCCAACCACAUCAGCCCCCGGACUUUCCAAACUCCAGUCUACCACCACUACCACCACCUGCCUGGCCCCAUGGUGCCACGGGAUGGCUAUUAUGACAUCCAAGCCCAUGAUGAGGACCUAGAGAACUACCUAGAGAGCCUGCUGAUGAAGCACCCCAAAGUUUUCUAGUGAAGGUGGCAGCUGUUGCUUCUCCUCCCACUCCUUCCCCACCCAAAGAAACUUGGCCACUCACAGUGUUUCUGACAUAAAUCUGGGUUCUUGCAUGAUUCAGGAGAACCAAGUCUCCCCACCUAGCGAAAGGUCCCAAUAGACAAUGUCCAGGUGCAACCAGCUACUGGUGGCAUCAAGGAAAGCAAAACCUUCCCUUUCACCUGAUUUCAGACAGCUGCCCUCCACUGGUCAAAGGAGAGCUUUCUUUCCUCAAUAUCCAGUUUAAAGGACCCUCUCCCGUGAGACCAUUCCCCAGAGGCACUGUAAGACCCCUGAAGGAACUGCAGCAAGAGACCUUUGCAAGAGCAAACAGGACAAAUCACAGGCACUUUCUUCCCAGGGCAGCUUCAGGUGAGAAUGCCAGUUGUACCAUGACUCCUUGGAAGCUCUUGGUUAAAUUAACCUUCCCACCCUGUUUGGCAGAACUCUGAUAAAUCCACAUUUCAUAGCACUCCCAGAAAGAAGUUUCAGAAAAGAAUUAGGGGAGAGAAGAGGUGGAGGUUAUGUGCUACAGCCCCCAAGUUGGUGCUGGCAACAAAGACUGCCCGCUGGGGCUGAACAUCAACCUUCCAAAUAAUCUCUACUCACUUACCCUCCCAUGCCCAGGACAAACUCCUUUGCCUCCCUCCCCUCCAGGUUUAGCAAGGCAAACAAGCAAAUCUAGAUCACAAGAAUGUCCAGGAUGGGGUGGGGCUGAUCCUGAAGUAUGGAUUGCAGCCUCGGUCAAUUCCAGUCAACUCUAGAUGGCGACUUUGAGGGGCAGGGGGUAUAUUCUGUCUUCAGGAGACAAGGAUAGAGCAGCUGA